UUUGAGGGUUUAUUUUUAUCAGUUUAUCAGUGUUUUUAUCGAGUUUAGCGUGUUUUCCGUGCUAUCAACUUACAAUAUUUCCAUCUGAAGUUAUUAUUUAAGUGAACUUUAAGAAAGUAUCCUUCCUGAAUAGUGUAUUCAGUGAACCCGGUACACAUAUUGUUGGUAUUCAGGUUGUGAUCUAGAAGGUUUGAGUGUCCUAGCAUACUCCCAAGAAAGCCAUGGACAAGCUAUCUAACAGUUUACAUUUCCAUCCAAUCUUUUCCUAAUACUUUCCUAGUAUAAUGAUUUUUUUUCUCGCAGUAUUGGUCUCUGGCUGAUCCUUAGGUUAUGGGCUCUACAGGCUCAAAAUACUUCAAGAGGGCCUCGCCUUCCAAACCAACGAGCAACAACAACUACCCAGAAAGCAGCAAUGUUUGUGUUAAACGACCUGCUGUGAACUUAUUUUCCGGUCCAACUUACGUCUUGUCUCGACAAGGGUCUAUGUACUUUGAUAGUGAUGGAGAUCUAGCCCAUGAAUUCUACGUGGAAGUUAAAACCAAACAUCGGAAAAAACGUAUGAAACGAAUCCUAAAUGACCUGAAACCACAGGGAGAAGUGGUGUAUCCGUACCCGCGCCUCCACCCAGAUUACCCGGUUGUCCUGAUGCAUGUCUAAUUUUCUCUCAGCUAUUGUUCGGAGCUUGUACCUAUUGUGAAAUGCAAUGAUCCUCUGUGAUAGAAGAACUCGCUAAUCUAGUCAACUGUCCAAGAAAUGCCUGGUGAUCUCUGAUGGGCCUCACAAUUGGUUGGUGGUUCAGUAGUCGUGUAAUGCAGCUGAUUGUGAAAAUAGCAACACCAUCAUUGCCCUUCAACUGUGGUCUUCUUAACAGAGCCACUUUUGGUUUGUUACUCUUUCGAUCAAACACCUGACCAAACUUAAUGUGGAAAACUUAAGAUGCAUUGUCGUCCUCUGAUGUUACCUUGUAUUAGUCCCAUCAAUAGCCCCUAUGAAUAGCUGUUGUGGAAAUGGAAGAUUUUUUCUACAUUACCCCUGCCAUCUAGUCUAUUAUAUUCUUUGGUGGAUGCAUAGCAAACUCGCAUCAAUUUGAAAUCAUACAUAAAAUAUAAAAAAAAAUACAAAGUAUCUCAUGGACCGUCGAACUGACAUACAUCUUAUCUAUGUCACGGUAAUAAUGAGGCUGACUUGUAAAUAUGUCUG
Bemisia tabaci is the source of this 1200-nucleotide messenger RNA. Its product is annotated as tumor suppressor candidate 2. The record is from RefSeq and is a predicted model, not a curated record. Gene Ontology annotation, cellular component: mitochondrion. Gene Ontology annotation, biological process: regulation of mitochondrial membrane potential. Lineage: Eukaryota; Metazoa; Arthropoda; Insecta; Hemiptera; Aleyrodidae.